Molecule: messenger RNA, 2021 nt
Organism: Melitaea cinxia (Glanville fritillary)
Lineage: Eukaryota; Metazoa; Arthropoda; Insecta; Lepidoptera; Nymphalidae
Product: E3 ubiquitin-protein ligase RNF168-like
Exons: 7
Coding region: 1-1908 (635 amino acids)
Biological process (GO): double-strand break repair
Cellular component (GO): nucleus; site of double-strand break
Molecular function (GO): ubiquitin-protein transferase activity; nucleosome binding; metal ion binding
Source: RefSeq, a predicted model, not a curated record
AUGUCAAAAAUGGCGGCCAAGUCAAAGAAGCGGCUGUCUAAAAAUGAAAAUAAAUUGUUAAGAUUAGAAAAAUUAGAACUGAAUGAUGUUAUUUGUUCAAUUUGUCAAUCUAUUUUAAUAGAACCUGUGACUUUACCUUGCUAUCAUGAUUUUUGUCAAAGCUGUUUUAAUAGAAGUAUCGAAAAUAAUGCUUUGUGUUGUCCACUAUGUCGACUACGAAUAGGUUCUUGGUUACGAACAGCAACAAAACAAAAGAAUUUAAUUAACAUUCAGCUUUGGAGAUUUAUAAAAAUAAAAUUUGAUGAGCAGAUUGAUAAAAAAUUAAAAGGAGAAGAUAUUGACUUACCACCAGAGACACCAUUGUUUAGAAUAAGCAAACCGGGAGAAAUAAGAUCUGAAUAUGAAGCUGAACUAGAGAGACUGAGAGCAGAGCGUCUGCGACUAGAACAACAAGAAUUUGAUAAAACAGAGCUCUUAAUUAGGAAACUCAACGAAGAAGAAAAAGAAGCUCAAAAACGAUAUUUAGAAAGAUUGAAAGAGGAUGAAAUACUUGCAAAGCGGUUGCAGCAAGAAUGUUCAAGAACAACAACUGUGUCCAAAACACCAAAGCGUAGGACUAUAACAGUCUCCUUAACUAAACCUAGACUAAGACCCACCACCAUAGAUAGUUAUUUAAAAAAGUCUUCUGUACAAGCAACUAUUGUAAAUAACAGCCCACAUUUGACUGACGACAAUACUAGUACAGAUGUAUCAACACCAAUAGAAUCAAACAAAUCAAAUAGCAGGCUAUCACCAGAAAUGCUUCCGAGCUAUGGGAAGCUUUUAAAAAAUUUCUUAGACAAGAAAAUCAAAAGUGGAACUAGAAUUUGGAACAAAGAAAAUGGAAAAAGCAUUCAAGAUGAGAAAAAAGAAAUAUUUGAUGAUAGCAUCGAUAAAAUUGAUAAAAAAAAUGUAAUAAAAACAAAAAUGGGCAUACAAUCUUUAGUUGUGUCCUUGCCUUUACCACAUUCAGGAAUCCUGCAUAAAACAAGUCAAACAGAAAGUCAAAAUGUUGAAACAAGCAGCGUUGAUUCCAUGCAGCAAGAGUUGUGUUACUUCAAACCUAUUGAAGGAACAACACCUACAAGUUUUAACACAAUCAAGGGUCUACCAUUACGAGUGUCUUGUAAACGAGUCGACGUAGAGAAGGUUUUGCCUCAAAAUGAAAUAACACCAAGUCGUGAACAGUAUAUUGAAGGGCUGUGUAAGCUUCGGAAUCUGUCACUGGCUCAAAACAUGCCAUCUGCAUUUGUUAUACUACUUGAUUUAUUUCAAUCUAAAAAGCAAAGCCCGAAAAAAUGCUCCACUUAUACAAGAUCAAAAGGUAAGAAAAAUUCGCUAAAUACUAACAUUCAUAGUCCUCCACUACCUUUCAAACGAUCUACAAACAAGAACAAAGGAGCAGAAAUCGACGGUAUCACGAAUAUAAAUGACGACACUGCAUCUCUCAGACGCACCAGAUCUAUGGGAAGUAUCCCGAAAGAGGAGAAUGAUGUGACGCCUAAAAAGAAAAUAAGAGAGAGAAAAAUUAAUUCGGACAGAAAACCAUACUUAAGGAGCGAUUCUAAAAGAAUGCAUCUUAAUAUGGAAUCGUGCAGUCCACCAUCGUUAACCGAAACAUUAAAUAAUAAUAAGGUAGAAUUAGCUGUAAAAAAUUUAUCUAGUCCGUUGGAAAAUUGUGAUGUCAAAAGCAUUUUGAGAGAGCAGCUACGUAUUGAAAAAAUUAUUGAGCAAGAGAAGAACGAUUUUGAAUUAGCGCAGAAGGUUGACGCCGAGUGGAACGGGCGGCGCCAGCUGCGGCGCGCGCCCGCCAAGCGGCCGCUGGCGCUCGGCUGCGCGCUGCGGCCCGCGAAGAAACUCAGGGCCUAGAGCUGCCUCGCUGGCGGCGUUUGUCGUUUUGUACUGCAUAAUGAAAUAAAUCGUGCCAAUAGGAGUAGUAUUAGAAACAUCGAUGUUAGAACGAAAUACAUGUAUAUAAUACG